AUGGAGACUAUAGACGUCCAAAACAGAUCUUUCGUGGUGCGGUGGCUGAAAGUUCAAAAAGGGGACACUAUCAUCUUUCAAUUGAAGCCCUUGAAGCGGUCAGUGGAUGCCGGUGUAUACAAGCGUCAAACCACAAUUAACAACGAAACGUUUGAAAAGAACGGUGAAUUAAACGGCAAAAAUGGUGGCUCUAACUCACCUUCGAAAAGUAAUGGGAUAAUUGGUAGCGUUCAUAUUGCACCUGACACGAAAACGUUGCUGGAUUAUGCUUUGAAUCGCAGCAAUUCAUCUUCCGAAGAUGUCACACAAAGAAAUCGCUCCAAAUCGAUCUCCGCCGUGCAACACUCAAACCAAGAUGUUCCGCUAGACAAAAGGCUUAUUACCCAAGGGUUUACGCAGGUGAAAUGGCUAGGAACUAUUCCGGGAAAUGACCUUGUUGAAGGCAGCUUUCAGGCAGACGAAGAUGGAUAUUACGCCUUUGUGCUCGACAAUACCGCAUCCAAAACAGCGAAGAAAAAGAUCUUGCUUGGUGUGGAAAAUAAGACCCAAGGGCUUGAUAUGCCUGUCCGCAGGUCGCGCUCUCAGCUCGUCCGCGUCAAGCAAGGUCGAAUUUUGCAAGGCUACAUCCUCAAAAAGAGGAGAAAGAAGCUUCAAGGCUUCACGAAAAGAUUUUUUAAACUUGAUCUGAAGUAUAAGGCGUUGUCUUACUAUUUGAAUGAGCACAAUAACGUUUGCAGAGGUGAAAUCGUAAUUCCCUUAGCUACUGUCAGUGCUAACAAAAUGACAAGGCUAAUCAUCAUAGACUCAGGAAUGGAGAUUUGGGUUCUUAAGGCGAGAGACGAGUCUACGUGGAGCGAAUGGAUCCAAGCACUACAAGACUGUUACAAGAAAGAAGAAAAAAAAUUGGCUGCUACCAAGAUAGAUCAAACGGAUCCCUCUAAUCUACUUGCAGGAUUACAGCUGAUAGAGCAAAAACUUGAUGUAUGCCGGAUCAAUUCUCUUGGCUAUAGCCCCCCAACCCAAGAAGUCAAAAAUAUCAAGCAUAGCCUUCAGACAAGCUCUUCUUCACGUACCACGUCGGCGACAUCAUUAUCUCACAUUUUCGGAAAGAACAAAGAAAACUCACAAGAUGCUCUUAUUGGGCCAUUAGAUAUCCAGCAAGAAAAAUUGCCACAUUCACCGUAUGAACAUGAACUCUAUAAAAAAUUGGGUGAAGUGGAAGACCUCGUACGGCAGUGGCUGAUAUACAGCACUAAUGUGAUUCAUAAAAGUGUUGUCUCAGAAGACCCUUCCAUCUUCAGCGAUGAGUUUUAUGAUGCAGAGGACGACAACUUGAACCCUGAAUCUGAAUCUGAAUCUGACGAAGGUGUUAUCAUGCUAAAUGAUGAAGAAGGUGUCAAUGCGCUAUUGCUUUCUCAGAACAAAAAUAGUGGCAGAACUGAGGAUAAUGAUGAUGACAAUUCGUCCAAAUAUGACGCAAAGUUUGUACAGAAAAGUGUUCCGGGAUCUACGGGAGGAGAUUUAUAUCCCUUGCCUUGCGUUACAAAGAUCGAACGUCGGAAUGAUGUUCAAGAAGCUGUUGCGAGUCCACCGAGUUUGCUAUCAUUUUUGAGAAAAAAUGUUGGUAAAGAUUUGACAUCGAUAUCGAUGCCAAUAACAUCUAAUGAGCCAAUCACCAUCCUGCAAAUGCUUUCAGAAACUUUCGAAUACUCUGAGCUAUUGAACCAAGCCGCUGUAACAACCGAUGAAGUACAGCGAAUGGCUCUAGUGGCAGCAUUCUCGUGCUCGUAUUUGUCAAUGCAUCGAAGCAAAACACGCGCACUUCGUAAACCUUUCAACCCAUUAUUGGGAGAAACAUUUGAAUUAGUUCGCGAAGAUAAAGGAAUGAGGCUCAUUGCGGAAAAAGUUUCACACAAGCCUCAGAUUUUCGCUUUCCACAUCGAUAGCGCUCAAUGGGAAAUAUCUUACUCGGCUUCACCGGUCCAAAAAUUUUGGGGAAAGUCCAUAGAGUUUGUUAAUGAAGGCGAGCUCAAGCUUACUAUCAAGUCCACGGGGGAGCGAUACGAGUGGUCACAACCCACUACAAUAUUGAAGAAUAUAUUUGCUGGCGAAAGGUACGUCGAACCCGAAAACCACAUGGAGGUUGUUUCUUCGCACAAUAUGAAAGCCCGAGUGGCUUUCAAAGCUGCUGGUAUGUUUAGUGGCCGUUCAGAAGACUUAUCGAUUGCUAUUCAUCGGGGUUCUAACCAGGCUGGGUCCCUCAAGGGAGACUGGACGAAGUGUAUUUCUUACUCUCAUAAUGGCGCUAAGAUCUGGGAGGUUGGUGAAUUGGUUCAGAAUCAGGACAAAAAGUAUGGUUUCACGCAGUUUACGGCCAAUUUGAAUCAAAUUACCGAAAUGGAGAAAGACCAUAUUCCUGUAACAGAUUCCAGACUAAGGCCCGAUCUGCGUUUUUACGAGGACGGUAAGAUCGAGGAGGCUGGACAAUUGAAGCUUGAAUUGGAGCAACAGCAACGAACAAGACGCUUGGACAGCAACGACGUCAAGCCGCAAUAUUUUCACAGGGUUUCUGACAAUCACUGGGAAUUAAUUCGGGGUCCCGACAGCUACUGGGAGAAAAGAAAAAGAGGCGAUUGGACUAACGUGGUACCAUUGUGGUAA
Molecule: messenger RNA, 2661 nt
Organism: Lachancea nothofagi CBS 11611
Lineage: Eukaryota; Fungi; Ascomycota; Saccharomycetes; Saccharomycetales; Saccharomycetaceae
Source: the annotation of a GenBank genome assembly